AAGCCACCGCUGAGGGAAAACUCUGAAGUUUCGGUGUUGUUAAGCUUCUCCUCAGACGAAGUUCCUCGCUUUACCCGCUUUUACGCACAUUUUCUUAAUUUAAUCGCUGUAUGAACAGUUGAACUGUCCUCUCCUGCUCUGGAAUCAGUCUGAAAAUGACCCUUCCUUCGGCGCACAGCACGGCCACCCUGCGCACCGUGAGCGUCGCCUCAGAGCCGGCCGUGACCACGGUGCUGUCCCCCGGACAGUUCAACAUCAAUGGAGCCUCGACCCUGCGAGCGGUCAGCGUGGCGUCCGGAGCUCCGCUACAGUCCGUCCAGUACGUGAACGGCGCCGUGGACGGAAACUUGCUGCAGGGAAACGUGCGGUACCUGGUGCCCGUCCAGCGGUCCGCCGAGUCCUACGUGCUGGUCAACCAGGCGCCGCAGAUGCUGAACCCGGUUUACGUACAGAAUGUGCAAAAUUUGCAGCGGGUCAGCGUCAGCAGCGUGGAGGACACGGACAGCUUCCAGCAGCUGAAUAUCAAUGGCAAAGGUUCAUCUGUAUUCAGCCAAACAUCAAGCCCAACCAAGAGUCCUGAGCCACCAGAGGUGGUGGAGUACACAGAUGUCCGUACACAGUCUUUAAAUGUGGAUUUGAAGAAUGAACUGAAGAGCGAAAUAAAGACUGAGGUGGUGGAGGCUCAGCCAUUGGCCAAGCUGGACACUCGCUUCUUCGGCGAGCUCCUUGCUGAAGUGUACCGCAAGAACUGCAACAUCCACAGCUGCAUUUCUGAACAUGUGGCCAAAAUCCGUGGACGAAAACACCUGCUGGACCCCACCAUUGAUUAUAAGGUGGAGAAAGAAGAGAUAGAGGCCCUCAUUCCUAAAGGCUUGUCUGAACUGACCAAGCAACAAAUCCGCUACCUCCUACAGACGCGCCUGACAGCUGAUAAGACCAUGCGCCUUCUUCUGACCACCUUCAGCAGCCUGAGAGAAGAGUUGGUGCACCUGCAGGAGGAUCUGAGGCGCCUGGAGAGUGAAAAAGAAGAGCUGGAGAGGGACCUGAGCUUUAAGGCUGAGCAGGCACAGCAGUAUGACAGAUUACUGGAAGCUGUACGUGAGAACAACCGACAACUACAGAACUCGCUGAAAGAGACCAGCGCUACCCAGCGCACUCUGGAGACUCAGCUGAUGAGCAGCCGCACCACAGACUCCAGUAAGGAUUUCCGCCUUAAGGAGCUGGAGGGCAGCAAGAGGGCUCUGGAACAGGAGAACGAGCUGUUGCGCAAGAAGUUGGAAGGUCAGUUGAGUACUUCCACUCUGAAUGCUAAGACACAGGAGCUGUCCAGACAUUACGAGCAGAUGCUGAGUGCUUUACGGGAGGAGAAGGACAAAGAACUGAAGAGCAUGCGGUCUCAGCUGGUGAAGAUCCAGACGGAGUACACUACUGAGCGCUCCAGUGAUAAGAGCCUGCAACUGAGGAUUACAGAGCUGCUGACCACACUGGAGCAGCGCGAGUCUGUCAUUAGACGCCAAGAGGAGGAGAUCAGACGGCUCCAGCAGGAGAGGAGCGACAGUUCCAAGAGUGUUACCAAAACUGUAAUCACCAAAAGAUAUAGGAACCAGUACCCUAUACUGGGCCUGCUGAGUGACGACUACCAGGCCACAUCACCUGUGAAGGAGGCCAAGACCAUCGUCAUUGAGAGGACGGGAGAGAUGAUCAAACAGGAAAUCAUUACCACGCCCUAAAGAAAAUGCUUCUCUCUGACAGGAAUGAACACGAGGAAGAUCCAGAAGCCUCUCCCUCCAUCCUAACCCUUCCCUCCCUCUCCCUCCCUUUCCCUCCCUCCCUUUCUCCCCCUAUCCUGCAUGCUAUCGUUCCCAUUACUCCAGGGCUCCAUAGAGUGGUGGUGGUUCCAACCUUAUUGUGGAGGAUGUGGUAUUAUGGGAGUUGAGGCAUGUAAAAGCACAGCUCGUGGUGUUGAGGCCUUCACACUUGUUUAUCAUCAUAUUACACUAUUGGAUUUAGGCGCAUUGCUGCUUCAUGCUGAUUAGAGCUGUGCUGAUGCAUUUAUCUCCACAAUGGCUAACCUGACUGUGUUAUAGCUCAGUAAGGAUGUGUAUUGGGCUUUUUAAAGGACAUUCUUGGUAGUGUUGAAACCGCUUUGGGCUCGAGCCACCACAACCCUACCAGCCUCUGGUCAGCACUCCUGUAAGCAUGUAUGUAAGCACAGACCAUGUGCACUGUAAUGUUACAGUAUGUGGUGACAUUGGUGAUAUUGUGACAUGUAAGGACUUCGGUUAUCUGCCUUGGUUACUUUCCCUCAUGAGUUUUGGAGGAUUGUGCUUAAUUUCUUUUUACUAUGUAUUUUUAUUUUGUUCUUGCCGUUUCAGAGAGUACUGCUGUAGAACGGGUUGCACAGGUGUAGGUUAAUGUUAAGUUGGUGACGGGAAAUUUUGCUAUGCAGAGUUUGUUUUUUGUGGUGGUUAAAGAUGCAUGUGGCAAUGAAGUGACUAUCCUGUCACAGAAAUAAAACAAUAUGGAAUAUUGGGUUGAGGAAAACACUGAGAUAGUAACAAUAACACAGUGAGAGGGUUUUUUGUAUGGUUAAAAUUUUCAACUGCUGAAUUUUGGAAUGGCAUCUAAUAUCUUGGUUGAGGUAUUAUUUUGUUAUUAUUGUAACAUAAUAAGACAUCUGGUUGAAUUAAAAUUAUAUCAAGAGAAGUUGGCAGCUAAUGCGCAUUUUUAACCUUCCCUCCAAGUAAAGCACAAAUCAAGAAUUGCCAAAACAGCAGCAGCGCUAACCUGAGAAGAGUUAUAGACUAACAGACGCUAAUAGACUAAAUCAGGUGUAAUGUUGAGUGAUCUCUGGCGUAGCUAUUCAGAAGCCUCACGCUAAAGCCACAGGCUUUACGUUCCUUUGAGAAUGCUAAAAUAUACACUGUAAUAAUAUGAUUUUACACUGGAUCUAGUGCUGUGUUCGAGUGUUCCUGAGGUUCUAUAUUCAGUCGUAUGCAAAAGUUCAAAUGGAAAUCGUGCACUAAAAUUAGCAGAAAAAUGCCAUAUUUAAGUUUGCUCCCUGUAGAGGAUGUUUUAACUUAUUUUCACUUAGAAAAUCAACAAAGCAUGAAACUUGCCAAACUUGAGAGACACACAGGAAAAAAAAGCAUGUAAGUCCGGAAAAUCCAUAUCCUGCUUUUCUUUGCUAUAUUAAAAAGCGCAUAGAACACAUCGUAGCACAUCAGGUAUAUAUAUUUUUUUCCUCUUUUACUGUCAGACUUAUAUAACAGCUUUAACUGAUUUAUGUAGCAGCCACUGAAAUAGAGUGGUGCCUUUGAAGGGAUAACUUGAUUGGCACGUUGCUUUUGUUCAAGUUCUUUGGGCUGACUCUCAAGAAUGUGGUGACACUCCUGUGUGAAAAUGACAGUUUUCUGAGGUCUUAUCAGAGAGUAAGAGAGAUGAUUGAAGAGUUUUUCCAGGUGAAAAGUAUGUAUUUGUACCUUUUCAUAGACCAAUGAUUUAAAACAGAACAAUAAAGUAAAAAGCCUGGAGACGAGACGGGGUGUGUGGAGUCAAUACAACAAAGAAAAUAUAAUUUCAAUAGUUUAUGGUACAAUUAUGUUCCCUGACUAAAGGUACUGAGGUAUAGGGUACCACCCCAGAGAUGAGAGGGGCCCCAGUGCCAGUUUAGCACUUUUUUCUGAGAGUGCUGUGUGAGUUGGGGAGGGGCAGGUCAAAUAUUUCCUCCAUAUUUUUGACAUUAUAAACACCAUUUAAAAGAAGUGAACACCUCUAUUAUCACUGUUCCAGAGUUGUAGACCACUUCCUCCUCUCUUAUAUCACUCAUUUACAGAAAAUGCCAUUUUCACAGGAAUCAGCACUGCUGUUAUUCUUAGUAAAAUGAAACCAGAUUGAGAAAUAUAGUGGCCUUUUGCCAUUCACAACCAAAAUAACCACCCACUGCAUGUACUUUGUGUUAAAGUAUUUGAUUUGAUUUGUGUUAAAGUUUUUGUUACAUUGUGUGCUUCAAAUAAACAGUAGUUGGGCAUGCGUAAA
This is a messenger RNA of Colossoma macropomum (tambaqui), 4038 nucleotides long. It is a transcript of the gene pof1b, whose product is annotated as POF1B actin binding protein. Bases 156 to 1730 code for a protein of 524 amino acids. Gene Ontology annotation, molecular function: actin filament binding. The transcript is spliced from 13 exons. The record is from RefSeq and is a predicted model, not a curated record. Lineage: Eukaryota; Metazoa; Chordata; Actinopteri; Characiformes; Serrasalmidae. Gene Ontology annotation, biological process: bicellular tight junction assembly; actin filament organization; epithelial cell morphogenesis. Gene Ontology annotation, cellular component: bicellular tight junction; adherens junction; actin filament.